Messenger RNA from Saimiri boliviensis boliviensis (Bolivian squirrel monkey), 959 nucleotides. It is a transcript of the gene ADM2, whose product is annotated as adrenomedullin 2. The record is from RefSeq and is a predicted model, not a curated record. Gene Ontology annotation, biological process: adenylate cyclase-activating G protein-coupled receptor signaling pathway; positive regulation of heart rate; regulation of systemic arterial blood pressure. NCBI's taxonomy places the organism in Eukaryota, Metazoa, Chordata, Mammalia, Primates, Cebidae.
CUUGGGCCUGGAGGACCACGCGGCUGCAGCCCCCUCCCGGCCCCGGAAGGUGGCAGGGCUUGGGGGGGCCCCGCCCAAUCCGCGCGUCCGGCUCCGCCCCUCGCUGGAAAGGCUACGUAUUCAGCUCUGGAGGUGCCAUCCCAGGCCGUGACUCCGCUCCAGGUGGGACACCCAACCUGCCCAACCCGCUCCGCCUGCGACCCAGCCCGCGGCCGCCCCCAGACCGUUGUCGGCGCCGCGCCGGAGGCCAGCGCCCCGACGGACGCCCGUGCCCAGCUACCACGCCCACGCCCGGCGCCCCCGGCAGCCCUGCCCGCCAUGGCCCGGAUCCCGACGGCAGCCCUGGGUUGCAUCAGCCUCCUCUGCCUGCAGCUCCCGAGCGUGCUGUCCCGCAGCCUGGGCGGGGACUGGCGUCCCGUCAAACCCAGGGAGCUCCCAGCCCGGACUUCCAGCAGCCUGCAGCCCAGUCACCCCGCACCCCGUCCUGUGAUCUGGAAUCUUCACCAGGCCCUCCAGCCACAAAGGGGUGCCAGCCUGGCCCUUGCUAUGGGUCAGCCUCUCCGGGAUGGUGGUCGCCAACACUCGGGCCCCCAAAGACACUCAGGCCCCCGCAGGCCCCGAGCCCAGCUCCUUCGGGUGGGCUGUGUACUGGGCACCUGCCAGGUGCAGAAUCUCAGCCACCGCCUGUGGCAGCUCAUGGGACCAGCUGGCCGGCAGGACUCAGCUCCUGUGGACCCCAGAAGCCCCCACAGCUAUGGCUGAGGUGGGGUUGGGCCACACCCCUGCCCAUCCCAGCCAGGGUGCUAUGCCCCCGUCCAGAGCUGCAGCUGGGCCCCAUCCCCAGCUCAGUCCAUCAGAGCUGCAGACAGCAGAGCCUGCAGCAAGAAUACCUGCACAGCUUUGCACACAUAAACCCUUGCACACGUGUAGACCGAGGCUGGUCUACACGCAGUGCUGGU